Closterium sp. NIES-65 is the source of this 3567-nucleotide messenger RNA. The record is from the annotation of a GenBank genome assembly. NCBI's taxonomy places the organism in Eukaryota, Viridiplantae, Streptophyta, Zygnematophyceae, Desmidiales, Closteriaceae.
AUGGGAUUCCCAGAACGAGACGCAGAUGCGGGGGAAGAUGACGAGGAAGCGCAAAGAGUGGCGAGUUCAGGCGCGGCGAUAAAAGCGAAGAAGGUCGUGACGAAGAAUAAAGCGAAAGCGGAGGGAGCGGAGAAGGAAGCGGGGGAGGAAGCGGGGGAAGGAGCGGAGGAGGAUGACGCGCUGCUGACGAAGCCGCCGUCGAAACGGCAGCAGUUGAUGCAGCACUUACAAUCCCCCGUUUUUAUCACCCGGCUAGUUAUGAUGGCGUUUCUGGUGAUUGUGGUGGUGGUUCUCACAGUCGGCACGUGGUUCGCCGCCAGAACUGCCUACAGCCAAUCGCUCGACGCCGUCGCCCUUCAGCUGCGCGAGAAGACACUAGUGGGCGUGCAGGAGCAGUUUCUGCUGUACAUAAACCGCGACCGCGACGUGCUCGUGUCGCUCUCCUCUGUGCUCGAAACCACCUUCCAACAGCUGCGCACGUGGAACCUAACCCUUAACGAUAGCCUCAGACUGGUCCGUCCCCUACUCUGGUCGUUCUUCAAGAGCUCACUCCCACACAUCACCACGCUCGGCUACUACAGCAUGACAGGCCCUUUUGUAACAUACGCACAGUACGACCUGGCUAAACAGUCCUUCGCCUCGCAGGACGGAUCUCUCUCCAUGGUCUAUUCCAGAAACGUUCUCCCCAACUCCACCGCCCCCUGGUUCAUCCUGCCCACAAACUCCUCCUCCGGGCUGCCCGCAAACAACACCCCGACGGCGUUCAAGCCACUGCGACUAGGAUCCGUGGAGCUAUACCAGCAGAUUGAGCGCGGAGAGGAGAACCUCCUGUGGACGUUCAACGCGAUUCAGGACCUGUCCGGCCCGAUGCUUGUCGCCAGCUCGGCUGUGCACAGCCCAGGGGUGACUCCCCCUGCGGGCGUGCUCAUUCUCGGGUCGUCCGUGGGCAUAGUGAACCGGUUUCUCGUGCAGGACACGAUAGAGGGGUGCGUGAUGUACAUCGGGAGCUCUGAGGGGUUCCUGGUGGCUACGUCAACAGGGGUAGCUACGUCCACUCCAACUGGGGAGGGGCGGCUGCAGCAGUUUGUGAAUGCGACGGAUGUGGAGGAUGCGACGAUUGCAGGCGUGGCGCGGUAUUUGGAGCGCGAGUACGGGCUGCCGGCGCUGGUGGCGGGGAAUUAUAGUCUGAGCAAUGUGGAUGUGGUGGGGCGCGCGUGGUAUGUCAGCAGCAUGGGCUUCGCCGUUGAUAACCUGAAGCUGUAUCUGGUGAUCAUCCUGCCACGCACGUCCAUCAUGGGAACGGUGGAUCAGGAGAUGGAGACAAUGAUCAUCGUGACAUCCUGCGUGGCGGUGGGGCUGCUGCUGCUGGGGUGGGUGGUGGUGAUCUUCCUCACGCUCUACGUGGACACGCGCAUGCGCCCCAAGGAGGAGCUGCAGCGCCAGAAGGAGGAGACGCAGCGAGCCCAGGCGGCCUCGGAGGUCAAGAGCCAGUUUCUUGCCAACAUCUCCCACGACCUGCGGACUCCCAUGGCCGGCAUCCUGGGCCUGCUGGACAUAAUGCUGUGUGACCAUCUAACGGCCGAACAAGAAGCCAAUCUGAGGCAGAUGAAGUCGUGCUGCGCUUCCCUCCUUGGGCUGCUAAACAACCUGCUGGACCUGGCCAAGGUGGAGGCGGGCCGCAUGCAGCUGGAGGUGCUGGAGUUUGACAUUGUGGGCGAGCUCGAGUCGCUCGUCGACAUGUUCAGCGUGCAGGGAUUGAGCAAUGGCACGGAGAUUGCUCUCGAUCUCUCGGAUGAUAUUGAGCGGACGGUUAAAGGGGACCCUUCCAGAGUCCGACAGCUGGAGGUGUUGGAGUUUGACAUUGUGGGCGAGCUCGAGUCGCUCGUCGACAUGUUCAGCGUGCAGGGGCUCAGCAACGGGAUGUUUCGCAACACUCACUUGCCCUCCUCCGCUCUCACUGCCACUCCCUAUUCGCCCCUCUCCCUUGUUCCCCUCCUCUCCCUCUUCCCCUCGACUCCCUCGUCCCCCUUUCCCUCCUUUUCCCAUCUGCCCCUCGUCUCCCUUGUCUCCCUCGUCUCCCUUGUCUCCCUUGUCUCCCUCGUCUCCCUUGUCUCCCUCGUCUCCCUUGUCUCCCUCGUCUCCCUUGUCUCCCUUUCCCUCUUUUCUCCCUCUGCCCUGCCCCUCAACUCCCUCGUCCCUCGUUGCCCUAUCCUCUCCUGCCGCCCGCCAGGCGCAGCGGCCACGGUCCCAGUGUGGACGCGGACGGCACGCCAGCUUCUGCCACCACCAGCGCUGCCACCGACGCUGCAGGCAGCACAGAGGGCGACACUGACACUUCAGCAGCAGCAGGCGCAGCAUCAGCAGCAGGGGGAGCAGGAGGGGGCGCAGGGGCAGCAGGGGGGGCGGGUGGGGGGGGGGAAGGAGGGGGGACGGGAGAGGCGGAUGGUGACGUUUAUGUUUGAGGUGGAUGAUUCGGGGCCGGGCAUCCCCGCACACAAGAGGCAGCUCGUCUUUGAAAACUUCCAGCAGGCCGAUGCUUCCACCAACCGCACCCAUGGCGGCACGGGGCUCGGGCUGGGCAUCGUCAAAUCCCUGGUGCAACUCAUGGGGGGGCACAUAGCGGUGGUGGACAAGGAGGGGGCGGGGGCGCGGUUCCGGUUUGACCUGUGCUUUGAGGCGCUGGACCACAGCAGCGUGUGGAAGAACAGCAUGCUGCAGCCUGAGUUCCUGCUGCCCAAGCUCACCACCGUCGAGGGCGGCCAAGUCCUCCUUGCCAUGCGCGAGGAAUCCGCCGGCGCUGCCAUCGCCUGCGCGUGGCUGGAGCGGCGGAAGCUGCACGUGUGGCGGGCCACGCAGUGGGGCGAUAUCAUGCCAGCUGUCUCGUCUAUGCUGGUUCACAGAGCGUCGGAUCGAGCGGGGUUACAGCCGAGGGUGUCGAGGUCUAUGAGCUGGUCGCUCCCCCCACCAGUGGAGGAGGAGGACGGGGCAGUGGACAAACAGGCGCCCGCCACGUCAGCAGCGGGAUCCCGCAGAGCGCUGCCGUCCCCGGCGUCGCUGGCAGCAGCAGCGGGCGGCAUGUCUCCAUCUGCCAGACUCAUGGCACGGGGGGGCGUGGGGGGAGGCGGGGGAAGAGAGGGGGGAACAGGCGGAGGGGGGGGAGGGGCAGGGGGAGCGGUGGGGUCACCAGGAGAUACCGCGGCUGGUGGGACUGGGGAAGGGCCAGGGGCGGCAGGGGGCGUGGGAGGGGCGAGUGAGAGUCAGAGGGAUGGUGGCAGUGGCAAGGGGUCAACACACAGAGUGGGCCGCGCUCGCUCUAUGAAGCAUUCACCGGGGGCAGUCGGGGAAGGCAACUUUGAGACUGCGCUGGCCAGCAAGCGGGUUCUAAUUGCAGAGGAUACAGCACUGUUGCGCAAGGUGGCCAUAAUCCGCAUGCAGAAGCUGGGGUGCGAGGUGGAGGCAGUGUGUGACGGGCAGCAGGCAGUGGACGCCAUUCUCGCCACCUACGCUGCCAGAGACACUCAGGGAGACGCCGCCAUGCACUUCGAUGCUGUUCUCAUGGACUGCCAG